ACUCCACGGCCAUCAGACAUCAGCAGACUCGAGCAGUAGCAGCGCCGGCGCAGGUCACCCCCAACCCCCGCGAGAACCGCGGAGCGGCGGGACUCGCUCUGCUCGCGUGGGCGCGCGCUGAAGUAAGCACACGGAUAGGAUCGGGAGGGAGGCCGGAAGAGCAACGCCGCGUUCUCACUUCUCCCUCGCUCGCGCCCCAACGGCUCUUCCUCCGCUUCGCCGUGAAGCUCAACCGUCUUCCCCGCCGCCGGCCGUCAUUUCCUUCUUGGCUUCCUGGAAAGAAUCAGAGAAGAGCCUCUUUGGCUUAACUUCAAGGAAUUGAAAUAUUGGAAAUUGCGAUGUUGGGGAUAUGACAAGUUGUUGCUGAUUUUCUCUGAGGGAUGGCAAAGUUUGGAGGUGCCCUCUGUGCAGUUAUCCUCGUUGUGCUGCUCCCCUGCUUGGAUGUUGCAUUGGGACAGAGUACUGACCCUUCGGAGGUCAAUGCGCUCAGGGCUAUCAAGGGAAGGUUAGUUGAUCCAAUGAAUAACCUUAAGAAUUGGAAUAGGGGAGAUCCGUGCAGAUCAAAUUGGACAGGGGUCUUCUGCCACAAAGUGAAUGAUGAUGCAUUUCUUCAUGUAACAGAAUUACAGUUGUUCAAGAGGAAUCUCUCAGGUACUUUGGCACCAGAGGUCAGUCUUUUAUCUCAGCUGAAAACACUGGAUUUUAUGUGGAACAACUUAACUGGUAGCAUCCCAAAGGAGAUAGGGAAUAUUACUACACUUAAACUUAUACUUUUGAAUGGCAAUCAGCUCUCCGGUAUUUUGCCAGAUGAGAUCGGCAACCUUCAAAACUUAAACAGAUUACAGGUUGACCAAAACCAAUUAUUCGGCCCCAUACCUAAAUCAUUUGCCAAUUUAAGAAGUGUGAAACAUAUUCAUAUGAACAAUAAUUCAUUAAGUGGGAGCAUCCCAUCCGAACUGUCCAGAUUGCCUCUACUUCUUCACCUGCUUGUUGACAAUAACAAUCUAUCUGGACCUCUUCCUCCAGAAUUUGCAGAAGCACCUGCUUUGAAAAUAUUUCAGGCUGAUAACAAUAACUUCAGUGGAAGUUCCAUCCCUACUACAUAUAGCAACAUAUCCACACUACUAAAGCUGAGUCUUAGGAACUGCAGCUUGCAAGGAGCUAUUCCUGAUCUGAGUAGCAUACCUCAACUUGGUUAUCUGGAUAUUAGCUGGAACCAGCUGACAGGACCUAUACCAACCAAUAAGCUUGCUUCAAACAUCACUACAAUUGAUUUGUCUCACAACAUGCUCAAUGGAACUAUCCAGCAGAACUUCUCAGGGCUUCCCAAUCUUCAGAUAUUAUCACUCGAAGAUAAUAAUCUAGAUGGUUCUGUUCCCUCAACAAUCUGGAAUGGCGUCACUCUUACUGGAAAUAGAAGCCUUGUUCUGGAUUUUCAAAACAAUUCCCUCAAGAAAAUUCCAGCUACAUUUGAUCCUCCCCCAAAUGUCACUGUCAUGCUAUAUGGAAACCCUGUAUGUGGGAACACUAAUGGAGCUCUUAUAACCAACCUGUGCCAACCCAUGUCAGUAUACCAGCACACAUUGAAAAAAGAACAAGGCUCUACCUUUAGUUGUCAACCUUGUCCAGCAGAUAAAAAUUACGAGUACAAUCCGUCAUCGCCUAUACCUUGCUUUUGUGCGGUGCCACUUGGGGUUGGACUUCGGCUGAAGAGUCCAGGAAUCACAGACUUUCGUCCCUAUGAAGAUGCCUUUGAUAUCAACUUAACCUCUUUGCUGCAACUGUUUCUCUAUCAGAUAAAUAUCGAACACUACAUAUGGGAAGUUGGUCCAAGGCUAAAUAUGCAUAUGAAGUUAUUUCCAAGUAAUUCAAGUUUAUUCAAUACAUCUGAGAUUGUGCGACUCAGACACAUACUUGCUGGCUGGGAAAUUACUCUUUCUGAUGUGUUUGGUCCAUAUGAGCUUCUCAACUUCACACUAGGUUCCUAUGCAGAUGAAUUUCCAAAUGCAGCUUCAACAGGUUUAAGCAAGGCAGCACUGGGCAUUAUCUUGGCAGGCUCAAUAGCUGGUGCUAUUGCACUGUCCGUGGUAGCCACCACCCUCAUAGCGAGAAGGCGUUCAAGACAUAGAACAGUCUCGAAGCGUUCAUUGUCAAGGUUUUCUGUCAAAAUUGAUGGUGUCAGAUGCUUCACAUUUGAUGAAAUGGCUAUAGCCACAAAUAAUUUUGAUCUAUCAGCCCAAGUUGGCCAAGGAGGUUAUGGAAAAGUCUACAAAGGUAUUCUAGCUGAUGGAGCAAUUGUAGCAAUCAAACGAGCACACGAGGAUUCUCUUCAAGGUUCAAAGGAGUUCUGCACAGAAAUAGAGUUAUUAUCAAGAUUGCAUCAUCGCAAUUUGGUUUCAUUGGUUGGCUAUUGUGAUGAAGAAGAUGAGCAGAUGCUUGUUUAUGAAUUCAUGUCAAAUGGUACUUUACGUGAUCAUCUUUCUGCCAAGUCCAAAAGACCUCUUAGUUUUGGUUUGAGGAUGAAAAUCGCAUUGGGUGCCGCAAAAGGAAUUUUGUAUCUACAUACUGAAGCAAAUCCACCUAUAUUCCACCGUGAUGUGAAGGCCAGUAACAUUCUGUUGGACUCUAAAUUCGUUGCAAAGGUAGCCGAUUUUGGUCUGUCAAGGCUUGCUCCAGUGCCGGAUGUCGAAGGGACAUUGCCAGCUCACGUCUCCACUGUUGUUAAGGGCACCCCGGGCUACCUUGAUCCGGAGUAUUUCUUAACUCACAAAUUGACAGACAAGAGCGAUGUCUACAGCCUUGGCGUUGUUUUUCUUGAGAUGUUGACCGGGUUGAAGCCAAUUGAGCAUGGUAAAAACAUAGUGAGAGAGGUAAACUCUGCUUGCCAAUCAGGCAGAAUUUCAGAAAUAAUCGACAGCCGGAUGGGCUUGUACCCUCCAGAAUGCGUGAGGAGGUUCCUGUCUCUAGCAACCAAGUGCUGCCAGGAUGAAACUGAUGACAGGCCUUCCAUGUGGGAGAUUGUGAGAGAACUUGAGAUCAUCUUGAGAAUGAUGCCUGAAGAGGACCUGGUUCUGCUGGAAACCUCCGAGACAGACUCGACCGGCGUGAGUAAAUCCUUGUCGGCUUCAGCGAGCGGGACCCUCUUCAUCUCGUCGCAGGUCUCUGGGAGUCUUGAUGCGAGUAGCGGCAUGAUUUCUGGAAGGGUGACUCCUCGAUAAUCAUAGUGUUCUAUGGUGUAAUUCUUGUGAAUACCUGACAGGUUUGUUUUGUACUCCGAUACGGAGGUUCUAACGUUACGGGUCUAAAUUAUUCAGCCGAAUGUAUAGUAGAGACUGGUGUAUGAUACACAGGAUGUCAAGAACGUUAUUGACAUAGCCUUCUUAGCUUUCAGACAUGGCUUUAUGUAAAUGAAUAGAGCUGAGAAUGUUGACAUUUUCGGGUC
Molecule: messenger RNA, 3442 nt
Organism: Panicum hallii
Lineage: Eukaryota; Viridiplantae; Streptophyta; Magnoliopsida; Poales; Poaceae
Product: probable LRR receptor-like serine/threonine-protein kinase At1g06840
Exons: 21
Coding region: 381-3218 (945 amino acids)
Biological process (GO): protein phosphorylation
Molecular function (GO): ATP binding; protein kinase activity; protein binding
Source: RefSeq, a predicted model, not a curated record